AUGGAGCAAAAUUAUGCAAGAAUGUUAUAUUUUGAAGAUUACAUGGAAGUUCAAUCCUCCCACAGCUGCGUGGUGGGGGGUUGGUGGGAGCGUAUUAUUCAAAUGGUUAAGAAAAUUUUGAGAAGAAUAUUCGGAAGAGCCUGCUUGAGAUAUGAGGAGCUGUGUACCAUUCUCUGCGAUACGGAAGCUGUAAUCAACGCAAGACCGUUAAAUUAUUUGUCUGAAGAUCCUGAAGAUUUAAUGCCUUUAACACCCUCUAGGUUCAUUCAGGAUACUAUAAGAAUGGUGGGAGUUCCGGACUUAGACCAUAUAGAUGAAGUCAAUAUCAAUAAGAGAUAUAUAUAUCAGCAGAAAUUACGACAAGAUCUCAGAAAAAGAUUUAGAGACGAAUAUUUGACUCUCCUAAUUCAGUCCAUAGAUAAUAAAGCUACUCGAAGACAAAUAUAUUUAGGAGAUGUGGUACUUGUGGGAAGUCACAACAAAAAAAGAUUGGACUGGCCAUUGGGUCGAGUUAUUGAACUAUUCCAGAGUCAAGAUAAUUGUGUUAGAGUGGAAAAGGUGAAAACAGCUGCAGGUGAAUUGAUCCGUCCUGUGCAACAACUGUAUCCUUUGGAAAUGAUGGACGACACUUCCAAAGGACACAUCAACAAAGUAGGCUGUGGUCAGUCUUUGGGCACAACGCAAUAA
This is a messenger RNA of Stegodyphus dumicola, 687 nucleotides long. RefSeq lists its product as uncharacterized. NCBI's taxonomy places the organism in Eukaryota, Metazoa, Arthropoda, Arachnida, Araneae, Eresidae. The record is from RefSeq and is a predicted model, not a curated record.